Molecule: messenger RNA, 6249 nt
Organism: Periophthalmus magnuspinnatus
Lineage: Eukaryota; Metazoa; Chordata; Actinopteri; Gobiiformes; Gobiidae
Gene: ptch2
Product: patched 2
Exons: 23
Coding region: 411-4775 (1454 amino acids)
Biological process (GO): smoothened signaling pathway
Cellular component (GO): plasma membrane
Molecular function (GO): smoothened binding; hedgehog receptor activity; hedgehog family protein binding
Source: RefSeq, a predicted model, not a curated record
UUGGCCAAUGGGAGCCGGAGCACUUUUCCAUCAAACCUCCCUUUUCAGGAUUUGCCGAGAGGCGAACAGAUCCAAAUGUUACCGCUACGAGAACGGAGUUAGACUUGACACGGACAAGACGCACACCGCCACUACUACAACUUCUACUACGAGUUUGCUCGCCUGUCUGAGAGUUGUUUCUCACACUACCAGGGCGAAUGAAGACUGGAGGAUCGUUACGGAUUUGGGCGCAUAAUGUUGGGAUGGAGUUUCGAGACUUCUUUGGCUCCAGGGAAGAGUAGAAAACGUUCUUCCAACUUGUCGCCGGUGUCGCUGGAUGCGAUCCCCUCCUAUGUCGGAUUAUUGUUCGUGAACUCGCUGCGUUCCUGUACGUCGCUUUGCUUUAGUAUUACCCCUCCAGUCUUUGGACUAUGGCCUCGGAUCACGGGGUCCCAGGGGCCAGCGUGUUUGGAGAUUUACCCCCGAGUUAUACGCGCUCCCAGCAGCAGCGUCCGAGCACGGAGCUCCUCCGCAGACCCAGCUACUGCCACGCCGCGUUCGCACUUAAACAGAUCUCUAAGGGUAAAGCUGUAGGUCAGAAAGCUCCCCUGUGGAUCCGCGCCAGGUUCCAGGCUCUUCUCUUCUCGCUGGGAUGCCACAUCCAGAGGCAUUGUGGGAAAGUCCUCUUUAUCGGACUCUUAGUAUUCGGAGCACUUUCUGUAGGACUCAGGGUGGCAGCAAUCGAAACGGACAUCGAACAACUAUGGGUAGAAGCUGGCAGCCGGGUGAGUCAGGAGCUGCGAUACACCAGGGAAAAGCAAGGGGAGGAGUCGGUGUUCACCUCACAAAUGCUCAUACAGACCCCCAAAGAGGAGGGCACCAAUAUCCUUACCCAGGAGGCUUUGCUAGUGCAUAUGGAGGCUGCCCUGUCCGCCAGCAAAGUCCAGGUGUCACUGUUUGGAAAAUCAUGGGACCUUAAUAAAAUAUGCUACAAAUCAGGAGUGCCUAUUAUUGAGAAUGUCAUGAUUGAGAGGAUGAUUGACAAGCUCUUCCCCUGUAUGAUAAUCACCCCACUGGACUGUUUUUGGGAAGGGGCCAAACUACAGGGAGGCUCCGCCUACUUGCCGGGAAUGCCAGAUAUCCAGUGGAUGAAUCUAGACCCGGUCAAACUCAUGGAGGAGCUAAGUCAAUUCACGCCAUUGGAGGGUUUCAAGGAGAUGCUAGACAAAGCACAGGUGGGCCACGCAUACAUGAACAGGCCAUGUCUAGACCCCUCAGACCCGGACUGCCCUUUGAGCGCACCCAAUAAGGAGCUAGAAGAGAGCCCUGACAUUGCUGGGCGUCUCCAGGGUGGUUGCCAUGGUUUCAGCAGGAAGUUCAUGCACUGGCAGGAGGAGCUGAUCCUGGGGGGGCGGGUCAAGAACAGCCAGGACACUCUGCUAAGCGCGGAGGCUCUCCAAACUAUGUUCUUAUUGAUGAGUCCUAAGCAGCUUUAUGAGCACUUCAAGGAUGACUAUGAGAUCCAUGACAUCAACUGGAAUGAAGAAAAAGCCACUGCCAUCCUGGAGUCCUGGCAAAGGAAAUUUGUUGAAGUGGUCCAUGAGAGCGUCCCAUCUAACUCCAGCCAGUCCCUUCAUGCUUUCUCUACUACCACCCUCAACGAUAUCAUGAAGUCUUUCUCUGAUGUCAGUGCCAUCAGGGUUGCUGGUGGAUACCUUCUAAUGUUGGCCUAUGCCUGUGUGACAAUGCUGCGCUGGGACUGCGCUAAGUCCCAGGGUGCUGUGGGGCUUGCUGGCGUACUUUUGGUAGCUUUGUCUGUGGCUGCUGGAUUGGGUCUAUGCUCUUUGCUGGGCCUGUCCUUCAAUGCUGCAACCACACAGGUGCUUCCAUUCCUCGCUCUAGGCAUUGGUGUAGAUGACAUGUUUCUAUUGGCCCACUCUUUUACAGAAACGAGCUCGAACAUCCCCUUUAAGGAGAAGACAGGAGACUGCUUGCGUCGCACUGGCACCAGUGUGGCUCUGACUUCCAUCAACAACAUGAUUGCGUUUUUUAUGGCAGCCCUUGUGCCCAUCCCUGCCCUACGAGCGUUUUCAUUGCAGGCGGCUGUUGUGGUUGUAUUCAACUUUGCCAUGGUGCUGCUCAUCUUCCCCGCUAUCCUCAGUUUAGACCUUCACCGCAGAGAGGACAAGCGGCUGGACGUUCUGUGCUGCCUGUAUAGCCCUUGCUCCGACCGCGUCAUCCACCUCUCCCCCCACGAGCUGUCAGAUGGAGGGGAGCAGUCUCAUGCCUCUACGGCCCCCACUCACCAGUAUGCCACAGGCUCCACCAUCACCACGAGCACUCACAUCACGACCACUGUGCAAGCUUUUACACAGUGUGAUGCAGCAGGACAGCACAUUGUCACCAUUCUCCCACCAACAUCGCAGAUAUCCACCAGCCCAUCUAUUAUCGUCUGCAAUAAUUCUCAAACACAAGCUACGACACCAACACCAACUAGUACUGUCACCGACCCCUUUGGAUCUCAGCUCUUCACCCCCACGUCCAGUUCCACGCGGGAUCUUCUGGCCCAAGUGGAAGACUCCAAAUCAGGGAAAAAGUGUGUCCCCUUGCCCUUCUUGGACUGGAACCUGUCAAGCUUUGCCCGGGACAAAUAUGCCCCUCUGUUGUUGAAGCCCAAAAGCAAAGCUAUUGUGGUGGUCUUAUUCCUGGGACUACUUGGACUAAGCCUUUAUGGGACCACCAUGGUGCACGAUGGACUAUACCUCACAGACAUUGUGCCAAGAGACACUAAGGAGUAUGACUUUAUCGAUGCGCAGUUCAAGUACUUCUCUUUUUAUAAUAUGUACAUGGUCACAAAGGACAAAUUUGAUUACGCCCGCUCACAGAGGCUACUCAUUCAGCUUCACAAUGCCUUCAAUUCAGUGAAAUACGUGGUUCGGGACAGCAACAACAAGCUACCCCGGAUGUGGCUGCACUACUUCCAAGACUGGCUUAGAGGGCUUCAGGUUGCGUUUGAUGCAGACUGGCAGUCAGGCAGGAUUACAGCUGACAGCUAUCGCAACGGCACAGAGGACGGAGCUCUGGCUUACAAGCUUCUCAUCCAAACAGGGUCCAAGAAAGAUCCAUUUAACUACAGCCAGUUAACCUCUCGUCGACUGGUGGAUUCAGAAGGUCUCAUCCCACCUGAGGUCUUUUACAUUUAUCUGACUGUUUGGGUCAGCAAUGAUCCUUUGGGCUACGCUGCCUCCCAGGCCAACUUUUACCCCCAUCCCAGAGAGUGGAUCCAUGACAAGUAUGACACCACGGGGGAGAAUCUGCGCAUUCCAGCAGCAGAGCCCCUGGAGUUUGCCCAAUUCCCAUUUUACCUGAAUGGUCUCAGACAGGCUAGUGAUUUUGUGGAGGCCAUCGAGAGUGUGCGGGCCAUCUGUGACGAGUUCAGUCGCAAGGGUGUGUUCAACUACCCAAACGGCUACCCCUUCCUGUUCUGGGAGCAGUACAUUGGACUCAGACACUGGUUCCUUCUGUCAAUCAGCGUUGUCCUGGCUUGCACUUUCCUGGUCUGCGCCAUUCUCCUGCUCAACCCUUGGACCGCUGGCAUCAUUGUGUUUAUUCUGGCCAUGAUGACUGUGGAGUUGUUUGGAAUUAUGGGAUUGAUCGGCAUCAAACUGAGCGCCAUCCCUGUAGUUAUCCUUAUUGCUUCGGUUGGCAUUGGAGUGGAGUUCACCGUUCACAUCGCACUGGGCUUCCUGACGGCGAUUGGCAACAGAAACAAGCGCUCAGCUGUGGCUUUGGAGCACAUGUUCGCCCCGGUGGUCGAUGGAGCCAUCUCCACACUGCUGGGUGUUCUGAUGUUGGCAGGAUCUGAAUUUGACUUCAUUAUGAGGUACUUCUUUGCUGUGCUGGCCCUCCUUACUGUUCUGGGCAUGCUCAAUGGUUUGGUUCUGCUGCCUGUGCUCCUGUCUCUGAUGGGGCCUCCAGCUGAGGUCACCCCUGUGGAUAACUCCAGUCGGCUGCCUUCACCUGAACCUUCCAUGCCUCCUCCAAUGACCCACCAUGGCUACUACACAGGCCACCACAACACCAGGACGUCCCAUCCACCAGCCUUCUCUGAGUCCUCAGAUUCAGAGUACUACUCUGAGGUCACUACCACCUCUGGUAUUGAAGAUGAUUAUAAGUACUGUGACCGGAGUGCAUACAUUGCAUCUCAUGCUAAUGUGCCACCUACAUCACACAUCCUGCUGGAAGCAAGCACAAACCCCAGCUUUCCCAAGCUUACGGUUGUGAAGCCUUUCAAAGAGAACACCACAGGAAGAGUGGAGCCAUCACAAACCCACGGGUCCCAGGUUACGUGCUGGGACGGAGAUAAACGGACCAGUCAGCCUUUGCCUGGUGACAGGGAGUUCUUCAGUGGGAGGACUAGUCAAAGCGGUCCCAGGGUUCAGAGCAACAGAGGGCCUCUGCCCAACAGGACUAAAGGGCCCGGCCCUGCCCUGCCACCGAAACAGGGCGCACAGGGACCUGUUACCAUGGUGACAGCCACUGCUUCUGUCACUGUGGCCGUGCACCCGACUUUACCGGGAGCAGCUUAUCAGGGCUACAUGCAUGAAGGUUUUGACACAGAUAGUGAGUCGGACUGUUUCGACGCUGCUAAAAGGACUUACAGUGACAAAACAAACAUUUCUUCAUGUAAGAGAGACUCUUUGGAGCUCCAGGACUUAGAAGCAACGCACAAGACGGAGCAUCAGCAAGGCAAGACACAUGGUGGCCUGAGGAUACAAGCAUCCAAAGAUUGCUAGACUCCUCUCCUCUCGUGUCGCCUUGUCUAUUUGAGUUUCAAACUUGUUGCUGCUUCACUGAGCACCAUGUUGCCUCUCUGGCUCUGCACCUUGACAACUCUGUACAUAGUCUUCACUAAAGCAAGGAGAGGAUCUAUUUCAAGGACAGAUUCUAAGGCCUUGUUUUAAUAAUUAUAUAAUUUUAUGAGUAUAUAUUUUAUACUAAAAAGAGGGAAGCUAUUUAAAAGAGUACUGUAUAACAUGGGUAUACUCUUGUGUAAGAUGUAAAAGAUUAUUCGUUUGUGGGACACUUGUGUUUUUGCCCCCACAUUGUACAGAAUAAGAUGUGUUAUAUGUAAAAAGUGUCCACAGAAAAUGUUAUUAAGAUAUUAGACUAUUGAACAUACAUGGUCAGUGUUUUAUCUCUAUUUGUAUUUUUCUUUUUGCUGCUACACUUUAAAAUAAUUUUAAGUGAUUUGCCUUAAAAAUGCAGUAUCUCCUCCCCCAUCAACUCUGUAGUCCAUAUUUGUAUUUUUGUUGUAUGUCACAGUUUUGGCAAUCAUUGUGCCUAUGUUUCUCAAAGCUCAUUAUUUUGUUUGUAUCGUUUACUACACCAUAGACUAGUUAGAUAACACUAUUGUAAAUACUAUGUCCAUCCUCUUGUCUUGUGUCCUCUGCUGUUUGAAACUACUUGAACGAGCUGUGAUGAGGUAUUUUUCUGCAGUUUUUGUAAGCUCAACACAUAAGCGGAGUUCACGUCUGUCACUUUUUGCGUAACAGUUGUGUAUUCCAUUGUUUAUUUUUCAAAAGGGAAUUUUUUAAUCCAAUGCAAAGGGAGUUGUAGCAUAAUACAGCAGUAUGUUCUGUUUUGUUUCUGUUUUCAGUCCAUAAGCCUGCAUUGCAUUACAUUGAUCAGUAUUGGUCUUAUCACUGCCAGGUUAAAAAUGCAGGGAAAACUCAUGUCAUAUCAGUGGCAGCUUUUGUGUAAAGUGUAAAUUAGCUACUGUGCAGUUGUGAAGAUAAAACAGCAAGUGUCAUUCACAUUACCUAACCAUAGACAGCUAUAAUAGAACUUGUUGGGGGAGGGGGAGCUUCUGCAUUGGUUUGUAGUUUAUUUCAAAAUGUUAAUGUCAUGCCAUAUAAAUUAUUUAUAUUAAAAUUUUAUUUUUGUAGUUUGUACAGAUGCUAGUAUCUAGACUGAAGUUCUAUUUUUAAAGAGUAAAUAUAUAUUAUAUAUAAAUAUAUCUAUUUGUUGCAGAUUUAUGCUGUUUUGUUUGCAUUGUGAGAUGGGGGCAAUGGUGAGGGGAGAUCAGCAACACUUUAGAGCAGAGGUUUUUUUAGGGAGAAAGGAGAAAUCUUUUGAGAUUCCUCCAUCUUCUUUGUAAUUAAAAAAUGUCCUUGUCCAUGUCUGAAACACUGUGACUUCUGAAAACUAUGCUUAAGUUUGUGUGACUGUUCCUCACCUACUAUAGAAAUUAAACUAACAAAAUAAAUU